Messenger RNA from Rhinolophus ferrumequinum (greater horseshoe bat), 3093 nucleotides. RefSeq names its product forkhead box O6 (gene FOXO6). NCBI's taxonomy places the organism in Eukaryota, Metazoa, Chordata, Mammalia, Chiroptera, Rhinolophidae. Gene Ontology annotation, cellular component: nucleus. The coding region runs from base 498 to 2183 and encodes 561 amino acids. Gene Ontology annotation, biological process: regulation of transcription by RNA polymerase II. Gene Ontology annotation, molecular function: RNA polymerase II cis-regulatory region sequence-specific DNA binding; DNA-binding transcription factor activity, RNA polymerase II-specific. The transcript has 2 exons. The record is from RefSeq and is a predicted model, not a curated record.
CAGCCGGCGCUGAGCGCGGCAGGCGCGGGAGCUGGCGUUGGAGCCGGAGCGGCGGCGGCGGCAUUUACGGGGCGGCGGCGGCGGCGGCGGCGCGGGCUCCGGCACGGGCUCGGGCUCCGGCAUGGUGCAAUCCGGCCUCGUCCCGGGAGAGCGGGGCCCGCGCGCUGGGCUGGCGCCGGGGGAGCGGCGGCAGCGACGGUGGCGGCGGUGGCUGCAGGCGCAGGCAGGCGGCAGGUGCUAGAAGCGGAGCUGAGCGAGGUGUGUGCCCGCUGGGCUCCGGGGCUGCCGCCCCCUCAUUGCCCCCAUCUUUCCCUCCCUUUGGGCUUUCCAGCGAGUCCAGCCCCCUGUCUCCGCGCCCCGGCCCAUGGCGCCCCGCGGUUGAGCCGGCGCCGCCAGGGACCCCUCCCGCGGGCCUCCCCGGGGCGUGCAGAUCCCGGAGCCGCCCGCCCACCCUCCGCGGAGCCUCCCACACCUCCUCGCCCGAGUCGGGCGGGACCAUGGCUGCGAAGCUGCGAGCGCAUCAGGUGGACGUGGACCCGGACUUCGCGCCGCAGAGCCGGCCGCGCUCGUGUACCUGGCCCCUGCCGCAGCCCGACUUGGCCGGCGACGAGGACGGAGCGCUGGGUUCAGGGGUGGCUGAGGGCGCCGAGGACUGCGGGCCGGAGCGCCGGGCGACGGCCCCAGCGAUGGCCCCAGCGCCGCCGCUGGGCGCGGAGGUCGGACCGCUGCGGAAAGCCAAGAGCUCCCGGCGAAACGCGUGGGGGAACCUGUCCUACGCCGACCUCAUCACCAAAGCCAUCGAGAGCGCCCCGGACAAGCGGCUCACGCUCUCGCAGAUCUACGACUGGAUGGUCCGUUACGUGCCCUAUUUCAAGGAUAAAGGCGACAGCAACAGCUCUGCCGGCUGGAAGAACUCCAUCCGCCACAACCUGUCGCUGCACACCCGUUUUAUCCGCGUGCAGAACGAGGGCACAGGCAAGAGCUCCUGGUGGAUGCUGAACCCUGAGGGCGGGAAGACCGGCAAGACGCCGCGGCGCAGGGCAGUGUCCAUGGACAAUGGGGCCAAGUUCCUUCGCAUCAAGGGCAAGGCAAGCAAGAAGAAGCAGCUGCAAGCACCUGAGCGAAGCCCCGACGACAGCCCCCCGGGCGCACCAGCCCCGGGGCCAGUGCCUGCCGCAGCCAAGUGGGCCACCAGCCCGGCCUCACACGCCAGCGACGACUACGAGGCGUGGGCCGACUUCCGCGGUGGCAGGAGACCCCUGCUUGGGGAGGCGGCCGAAUUGGAGGACGACGAGGCUCUGGAGGCCUUGGCUCCUUCGUCGCCGCUCAUGUACCCCAGUCCGGCGAGCGCGCUUUCGCCUGCGCUAGGUGCGCGCUGCCCGGGGGAACUGCCCCGCCUGGCAGAGCUGGGAGGUCCGCUGGGCCUGCACGGAGGCGGCGGCGGCGCAGGACUGCCCGAGGCCCUGCUGGACGGCGCGCAGGACGCGUACGGGCCGCGGGCCCGCGCCGGGACGCCCGCCUACUUCAGCGGCUGCAAGGGCGGCACCUACGGCGGGGGUGGGGGUUUCGGUCCGCCGGCGCUGGGCGCGCUGCGCCGCCUGCCCAUGCAGACCAUCCAGGAGAACAAGCAGGCCAGCUUCGCGCCCGCCGCCGCGCCCUUCCGCCCCGGGGCGCUGCCCGCGCUGCUGCCGCCGCCGCCGCCGCCCGCGCCCCGCCCCGGCCCGGUGCUGGGCGCGCCUGGGGAGCUGGCGCUGGCGGGCGCGGCUGCCACCUACCCUGGCAAGGGGGCGGCCCCAUACGCGCCACCGGUGCCCUCGCGCAGUGCCUUAGCCCACCCCAUCAGCCUUAUGACGCUGCCCGGCGAGGCAGGCACCGCGGGCCUGGCGCCGCCGGGCCACGCCGCCGCCUUUGGGGGCCCGCCGGGCGGCCUCCUGCUGGACGCGCUGCCCGGGCCUUAUGCGGCCGCCGCCGCCGGGCCGCUGGGUGCCGCGCCCGACCGCUUCCCGGCCGACCUGGACCUCGACAUGUUCAGCGGUAGCCUCGAGUGCGACGUCGAGUCCAUCAUCCUUAACGACUUCAUGGACAGCGACGAAAUGGACUUCAAUUUCGACUCGGCCCUGCCUCCGCCGCCGCCCGGCCUGGCGGGAGCCCCGCCCCCCAACCAGAGCUGGGUUCCGGGCUGAAGGCCGCCUCCCACGCCCCGGGUGCCCGCCCCGUCCCCAAGGGGCUUCUGUCUUCCCAUCCUGAUCCCCGGGACCCCCUCCCCGAUUCCAGCUCCGCGGGAAGAUCUUGCAGGCAGCCCCAGCCCUGCUAGAGACAUCCCUCAGAAGUUGGCCGCUGAGGGAAGUGGUAGGGAGGGGCUGGGGCACUCCAUUCCUGCCCAGACUCCGGAGAGCCGCUCCCCCUACUCCCGGGGAAGGAAGCCUGGGGGUGGAGGCUGAAUCCGGGCUGGGUGGGAGUGGGGAGGAGCGAGAUAGGCUGCGCUGGUCCGAAAAGCCAACCCGGAGAUGGGGCAGGGCCUCUCCAAAUCUUUGUUUCCUUGGCGGGGGCGGGGGGCGCUUGGGGUGAUGAAUUGCCCACCCCAAACUCCGUCCGAUCUGAUUCUCAAUUGACACUUUACACUGGUCUUUGCCUCACCCUUCGAAAGCCAGCAGCCCCCCUCCGGAAAACACACCUAUCUAUUAGCUGUGCACCCUGAAUUGUCCCUCCUUCAGCCCUAACCCUCUCCGGCCCUUCCCCUCCAUAGCUAAGCCCCUCCCUCCCAUCCUUGCCAACCCUCGCUUCUCCCCUCCCCAGUCGGAGUCCGUCGCCCUUUCCAACCCGCCCCCCAAUACUGGUCUCAGCCUCUCAAGCAGGCCUCAGUUCCGGACCCACCCCCUAACCUGACACCCCUUAUUCCGUGCCGGUCCUGGCUCCUCCCAUAUUUAUAAGUGUUGGGGCGGGGCGGGCUGUGGGCGCGGCGUCCCCGGCGCAUAUCGUAGGCUGUGUACCGUGGCCGUGCCGUCAGCGUGUGCGUGUGCGUGUGUGCUGUGUCGAGGCCGUGUAGAGUGCAUUGUACAGCAUAUUUUCAUGAAUAAAAUUGUUUUAAAUAUU